CCAGGAUUCCCCGGUGGCUGCCCGUCGCUGGCUUUGACGUCUCCGGCGUCUUAACGUCGAUUUUAGCCGGUUUACUCCAACAUAAUCGGUGGCCGCUCGUGUCGGCAGGGAGCCCCCCGUGUCGUGAAACUCUUACCGAUAGCGCGGCCGGGUUAUUGGCCCGCUCGACCAGCCCCGGGGACCCACACGCGAAUACGAGGCCCUCGCUCCAUCCCCGGAUUCACCUGCUACGCGGAGAGCCUCGCACGGAGCGUCGACAUGGGGGACACGGGGAGCGAAGGCAGCAAGCCUCCGAGCAACGUCAACGUUAUACCGCCGCGUUGCCCCUGUGGCUUUUGGGGGUCCAGCAAAACUAUGAAUCUGUGCUCUAAAUGUUUUGCAGAUGUUCAAAAGAAACAGUCAGACGGUGACUGUAGCCAAAAGGCCCCCUCCAGCUCCAGCAGCAUCCAGGAAGGCAUCUUCUGUAAUGAAGCCAGCGGCAGCAUUAGUCAGUCCCUGAUCUCAAUGCCUAAUGCGUCGGAAGACUCUUCUCCAGGAGAGGAGGGCGUGACGUCUCUACCUGCUCAGGACGCGCUCUCAGAUGUUUCCAGCACAGACCCUGUCUUCAGCUCAUUCUCCACUCCCACCAAACGCGCCUUUGAAUCAGGCUCGGAGUCAGAAAGCGACGUCUCGCCCGAGAAGCGAGCGAGAUUGGGUGACGCGCCCGAGGAGUCUUCAUCGUCCUCUUCGUCUGCCUCGUCGUCAUCCUCGUCUCGCGGCUGUAAACAGCGGAGCCGCAAGCGUUGCCAUCGCUGCCAAACAAAACUGGAACUGGUACAGCAGGAACUGGGUUCCUGUCGCUGUGGUUACGUCUUCUGUAUGCUGCAUCGGCUCCCGGAGCAGCACGAGUGUCUGUUCGACCACCUGGGCCGGGGCCGUCAGGAGGCCGUGCUGAAGAUGGUCAAGCUGGACCGCAAGGUGGGCCGCUCCUGCCAGCGCAUCGGUGAGGAGUGCUCCUGAAGCGCCUCCGUGUUCAGAUGGCAUCUUGGCACAAACAGGGAUUUGAUUUUUCUGUUUCCUCUCAUUUUUGUUUUUUGAGGAUGUUGGAUACAAACCUCCAGCUCUUUCUUAAAUUAUGCUCGCUGUCACUGUAGUCCGUGUCCCGGUGGGUUCUGCUUCUGUUGGCUGCAUCAUAUCCCUGCUGCUAAGAUGCCAUUUGGAAAAGCCAAGCCAGGAACGUCCGAGUUCAUGAAAUAAACAGUUUCUUCAGGAUUUUGCUAGCUCCUGACUACACCAGUGUGAGUGGACAGAGAAAGGGAGGAAAUGUUUGUCCUGGACGCUAGACUUUACCUCACAACAGAAAAAGGCAAAGAAUGAGGAGGUGGUUUCCCUUCGUGUAGACUGUUGCUUUGGCACCUUUUAUGGACCGUGCUCUUUACCUCAGAAUCAGACAGAGCUGCUCUCUACUCUGCGCCAAGCCUAAACUUCUUGUAGACCACCAAUCUAGCCAGCCUCCGUUUCUAUCAGUGUCUUACCCCUCAGCCGUCCAUCACCUCUGCCCCGACCGACCCCUCAAUAAAAAGCAGAUGCCUGUCAAUUAUCCACCUCAGGAUAUCGAAGCCCAAUCUUCACUCGGAUCGUUGUCUUUUCCGCUGCAGGACACUUUUUCCUCUUUUUGUUUUGGGAUUGCUGAUUUUUGCCAUUUUGACGAUGAAGCUGGGGUCGUACUGUGUCUCCCAGUUCAGAACUUGCAGCAUUCAUGCUGACAGCUUGUCCCUAGACUGCGCACACAUUUGUUUCUAAUGUUGGGAAGUGACUGAUCCAGAUGUAACUGUUGAGGAUUUUCUCCGUCUUCCUCUUUUUGUCAAUAUCUCUCUCUCUCUCUUCUACAACUCAUUGUUCAGGAGGACACGGUGGACAUUUAAAAUAGACUUGUGCUGAUGACUGGACCUGGAGUGUCUGCAUUGUUCGUGUCCUCACAUUGUUAUACUUUUACAAAUACACGCAAUGUUCCGUGUUCUCAUUUGUUAUUCACGUGGAGCACAAACAGACGUUUAGGUUUGGACUGAAGGAGAGAUGGCUGAGCAUCACUCCCAGGGUUCCUGUUUGGGUCUGUGUUGGCUUUUCAGGUCUCUCAUAUUGUCUUAGACCUUCCGUAAGGUCAUUUUUGUCACUAACUUUAAAUCAAAACUUAAUAUUAUUUAGUUUCAUUGUUCUCCCCCCCACUUUAAUGUCCCUAUUUCCCUCAGCGUCUACCAUGAUGAGCUCACAUGCGUCCUCCUCCUGCCUCAGACGUUCCUUUUCUCAUCUCUAUUGAUUGCUCUAUUUUUCCUUAUUUUGUUCUCUCUCUCCCUCUCUCCCUCUCUCUCUCUCACUCUCUCUCUCACUCUCUCUCUCUCUCUAUCGCUCCCUCUCGCUUUGUCUGUGACCCUCUUACUUGUUUUGCUGUAGAUUAGGGAAGAAGCUGGGAUGAGCAGAAUGAACGAUAAGAUCAGCAGAUGCUUACUUCCCAAACAUUUUCUUUGUCAAAGAUAUGAACAGAUAAUGUAUAAUGAAUGAAUGAAUGAAUAUUCUGUAUCUUAAAAGACAUUUAACCUCGCCUGUGUUUCUGAUUUAUCCAUACUUUAGUGCAGAGCUUUUUUUGGUUGUAAUGUGAUAUAAAAAUGGGAAGAUGAUCGUAAAAAAAAUCUUUUGUUUCCAUUGCUCUCUUCGCUUUCCCUUCACAUUAUUUUCCUUUACUUUAAAGAAUAAACUGGAUUAGACCAAACAUGGA
This is a messenger RNA of Betta splendens (Siamese fighting fish), 2752 nucleotides long. Its product is annotated as AN1-type zinc finger protein 3-like. The transcript is spliced from 6 exons. NCBI's taxonomy places the organism in Eukaryota, Metazoa, Chordata, Actinopteri, Anabantiformes, Osphronemidae. The coding region runs from base 259 to 999 and encodes 246 amino acids. The record is from RefSeq and is a predicted model, not a curated record. Gene Ontology annotation, molecular function: DNA binding; zinc ion binding.